GGCUGUGCGGUGCGGUGCAGAGCGGAGGCGGCGGCGGGCGCGCGGGCAGCUCGCGGGCACCCGGCCGGCGGGCGGGCGCGGGAGCGGGAAAGGGUGCGCUAUGCCUUUAACGCCCGCGUACAGUAGACAUGUAUAGUGGAGUGUAGGGAAACUCUAGGCGGGGUUAAAGUUCAGCUCAUGGAGCGGCAAUAGCGCUGGCUGGCUGCAGUUGAGCCGAGUUGGAAAUGUGAACGCAAGAAGCAGGCUUGAUUUUUUUUUUCUUCCCCCUUCUCUCUCUCUCCUCUCUCUUCUUCCCUCUCUCCCCCUGUCUCCUUCUCUCCCCCUCUCCCUCUUUCUCCUCUCUCCCCCGCACUCACGCACACCUCCAACCCGCACACCCAGACGCACACGCACACCCCACCGCCCGGCAGUUAUGUAUUCUCCGCUCUGUCUCACCCAGGAUGAGUUUCAUCCUUUCAUCGAAGCACUUCUGCCCCAUGUCCGAGCCUUUGCCUACACAUGGUUCAACCUGCAGGCCCGAAAGCGAAAAUACUUCAAAAAGCAUGAAAAGCGCAUGUCGAAGGAAGAAGAGAGAGCCGUGAAGGACGAGUUGCUCAGCGAGAAGCCAGAGGUCAAGCAGAAGUGGGCAUCUCGCCUCCUGGCCAAGCUGCGGAAAGACAUCCGGCCCGAGUACCGGGAGGAUUUUGUGCUGACGGUGACAGGGAAGAAGCCGCCAUGUUGCGUUCUCUCCAACCCCGACCAGAAGGGCAAGAUGCGCAGAAUUGACUGCCUCCGCCAGGCAGACAAAGUCUGGAGGUUGGACCUCGUUAUGGUGAUUUUAUUUAAAGGUAUUCCGCUGGAAAGUACUGAUGGCGAGCGCCUGGUAAAGUCCCCACAGUGCUCCAAUCCCGGACUCUGUGUCCAGCCCCACCACAUAGGGGUUUCUGUUAAGGAACUCGAUUUAUAUUUGGCAUACUUUGUGCAUGCAGCAGAUUCAAGUCAAUCUGAAAGUCCCAGCCAGCCAAGUGACGCUGACAUUAAGGACCAGCCAGAAAAUGGACAUUUGGGCUUCCAGGACAGUUUCGUCACAUCAGGUGUUUUUAGUGUGACCGAGCUGGUAAGAGUGUCACAGACACCAAUAGCUGCAGGAACUGGCCCCAAUUUUUCUCUCUCAGAUUUGGAAAGUUCUUCAUACUACAGCAUGAGUCCAGGAGCAAUGAGGAGGUCUUUGCCCAGCACAUCAUCUACCAGCUCCACGAAGCGCCUCAAGUCUGUGGAGGAUGAAAUGGACAGUCCUGGCGAAGAGCCUUUCUACACAGGACAAGGGCGCUCCCCCGGAAGCGGCAGCCAGUCCAGUGGGUGGCAUGAAGUGGAGCCAGGCAUGCCAUCUCCCACCACACUGAAGAAGUCAGAGAAGUCGGGUUUCAGCAGCCCCUCCCCUUCGCAGACCUCCUCCCUGGGAACGGCCUUCACCCAGCACCACCGACCUGUCAUCACAGGACCCCGAGCAAGUCCACAUGCAACACCAUCGACUCUUCAUUUUCCGACGUCACCCAUCAUCCAGCAGCCUGGCCCUUACUUCUCACACCCGGCCAUCCGCUAUCACCCUCAGGAGACGCUGAAAGAAUUUGUCCAACUUGUCUGCCCUGACGCUGGUCAGCAGGCUGGACAGGUGGGGUUCCUCAAUCCCAAUGGGAGUAGCCAAGGCAAAGUGCACAACCCAUUCCUUCCCACCCCAAUGUUGCCACCGCCGCCGCCACCACCGAUGGCCAGGCCUGUGCCUCUGCCGGUGCCAGACACAAAGCCCCCGACCACAUCAACAGAAGGAGGUGCAGCCUCACCCACCUCACCAACCUACUCGACACCCAGCACCUCCCCCGCAAACCGAUUCGUCAGUGUUGGACCACGGGAUCCAAGCUUUGUAAAUAUCCCGCAACAGACACAGUCCUGGUACCUGGGAUAAAAGUCGCAGCGUCCCACCAUCCACCCGACAGACCACCUGACCCCUUCUCAACUCUGUAACAUGGACGCAUCCUCAACCCAAGCGCGGUUACAACUUCACUGUCAGUGAAAGGGGAGGAAAGCCGAUUCAAAUCAACUUGUACACGGAAACAGCGAGCAUUAUGGUCCAACAGCAAAGGCCAUAAAAACCUUUUGGGAUUUUUUUUAAGAAACAAAAAAGAAAA
Messenger RNA from Sorex fumeus (smoky shrew), 2165 nucleotides. It is a transcript of the gene NFIA, whose product is annotated as nuclear factor I A. Bases 413 to 1942 code for a protein of 509 amino acids. Gene Ontology annotation, biological process: regulation of transcription by RNA polymerase II. Lineage: Eukaryota; Metazoa; Chordata; Mammalia; Eulipotyphla; Soricidae. The record is from RefSeq and is a predicted model, not a curated record. The transcript has 11 exons. Gene Ontology annotation, cellular component: nucleus. Gene Ontology annotation, molecular function: RNA polymerase II cis-regulatory region sequence-specific DNA binding; DNA-binding transcription factor activity, RNA polymerase II-specific.